This is a messenger RNA of Caenorhabditis angaria, 949 nucleotides long. Lineage: Eukaryota; Metazoa; Nematoda; Chromadorea; Rhabditida; Rhabditidae. The record is from the annotation of a GenBank genome assembly.
AUGUCAAAAUUCACUUGUUGCAGAUAUCCAGCAAAUAUGAUCGAGCGAAUUCCACAAAGAACAAAUAUUCUGUAUUUAUCAUUUUUUGUAUUGGUUUAUUUAAUUUUUGAAGCUGUGUAAGUUUUGCAGUUUUAUUUGUCGUUUUUAUUACCUAAUUCUUUUUAGACAAAUCCCAAUGAGUAGAGAAAUUCGACCGAAUUUGAAGCCUACACUUUUUGAACCAACAACCGAAUGUUUUCAUAAAACAAUCAAAGAAGCUGAAAACAAGUAUUCUAAUUUUGCUGCUUAUUAUAAUCGGAAAAACACCACACAUUAUUCACCAAUCACACCAUUUCAUCAUCAAGCUCUUAUCGAAUUAACCGUAUGUUUUUUAUGCUCAAAAAUCUUUAUACCUUAGUUAAUGAUAUCACCUAACAGACAUUACUCUAAAUUUCAUUAAAUAAACAACUUGGAAUCAAAUUAUCUUCAGUUGAGACAAAUGUUUUGAUUUUUAGGAGAAACAAAUAGUUAAUGGAAAUGGAAAACAAGUCACAUUUGGAAAUCAAAAAUGUAAUGAGAAGAAGAAUCCUGUUAUCACAAACGAUACUCCAUUGCGUGAAAGAGCAUUGUGUAAAUUUGAAUAUAUGUUGAAUUAUAAUCCAAAUAGAUUGCCAGCCGCAUUAACAGAAGCUAAAUGUGUUUGUCCAAGACCCAAUUCAAAGCUUGUCGGAAGAAGAAUUUUCAAAUGUCAAGAACUAAAAUAUCAGGUUGGUUACAAAAACAAGUUUUGAAAGAAAAACAAUUUUAUUUUUAGGUUCGAGUUUUGCUGUGGGAUGAAGCUUGUCAAGUAUAUAAAGAGCAUGUUGAUACAAUAUCAUUGGCUUGUCUUCCGGUUAUUCAAGCAGCGGCUCCAGCUGAUGCUGAUGAAGCUUAUCUAUAUGAACUGGAAGCCGAAGUUCCAACUCGAUGA